AUGUCUGACUCUCACGACCUCACCGACACACCCACGCAAAAAUUUAUAGUAAUACGGUUUUCAGAUGUAACCAUUGCCGACCUACAAAUAAACAUAACGCAAGUCCCCAUCUCCAACAUCAACACGCACUGGUUGCGUCAAAUGUGUAGGGACUUACGACCCAGGGAGACACAAUCGCAUCGUUUGAAGUUCAUUAGGUCAGGUGCUCUAUUGAAUUCGAGAUCGUCCCUAGCGUUGCAAAUCCAAGAUUAUUUUAGAACAAGCGCCUCUGAUCACACGCCACAGCAGGAGGAGGAGGAGGAGGAGGCGAACAAGUUUUACAUUCAUUGUAUCAUUGGUAGUGAUCUGUUAAGUGAGGAUGAAUUGGCAAGAGAAGAUGCUAUGGAUGACUUGGGUCCCAAUGAAGAAGGGAGAACUACACAGGCUAUAGGAUUUGAUAGAUUGAGAGCAGUAGGGUUUUCUGAAAGAGAAAUUGAAUUAUUAAGACAACAAUUUAGAUCUACUUAUGGAGAUUUGGAGGAAAGGUUACAGGGGAAUGAUGAAUUUGAAGAAGAGGGGAAUAAUAAUUCCACUACUGAUAUUAGACAAUUGGAGGAACAAUGGAUGGAAAGUGGUGGACAUGGACCCACGAAUGAAAAUGGGAUGGCUAAUAAUAAUGUCUUUGAUGACGAUCGAUUUAAUUCCAUACCGAUUACGAAUUUGAAACAUAAUAAAGAUUUAUUGAUUGGUAUAUUUAUUGGGUUUUGCUUCGGUAUAUUUGCAUUCAUAUUAAUGAAUAUUGAUGGAUUAUUAAAUAAGAGACAACGAAUGUCCAUGUUUGCAGGAAUCAUUGUAAACAUUUUGUUUUGUUUAUUUAGAGGGUUUUAA
Molecule: messenger RNA, 867 nt
Organism: Naumovozyma castellii
Lineage: Eukaryota; Fungi; Ascomycota; Saccharomycetes; Saccharomycetales; Saccharomycetaceae
Gene: DSC3
Product: Dsc3p
Exons: 1
Coding region: 1-867 (288 amino acids)
Source: RefSeq, a predicted model, not a curated record